UGCAAUUACAGCCCCAGACCGAAAAAGCUCUGAAGUAGAUUUUGUGUAUAGUAAUGUACGGAGGGAUCGUGUUCUGUCUGUCUAUUGACAUUUUUGCUCUUCAUCGUUGAUGUUUUUCUUUUCGGUUUUUAGUUGUAGUUACAAUCGCUGUGUCAAGUGAUGCUGAAGGAACUAUUUUUUAUGAAAAUCAAUAACCGCCAGUGCCUUAAAUAAAUAAAAAAAAAAUUGUUUGAUUCGCGUUAAUUGAUGUGAAUUUUGAGCUCAACGUGAUUGAUCUCUGAUGCAUGUUUGAAAUAAUUCCGCACCGAAAUCGGGAAUGCAAUAUGAGUGUGAUAAACGGUUAUCCCGCUUUUGUGUGCUAACGAUGAGUAAUGAAUAGGAUUACAUGUGCGAUAUGCCAUUAAAUCAAAAUUUAACCGAUUAAACUGGCAUUCAAUCAGAUAAUAAUCGGUUAAUUUAAUUAAAAAAGGGAAAAUCACACGCCAUACGCUUUAUUAAUACAAAAUGUUGCAUUAUGUGCAUACGGGCUAAUUGAAUUAACAGAUUAUUUUAUUGAAAAUAUAUUCAGCGUUAUGCACCCGUUUUUCCAUUUAUAGACCGUAUAAUGUAAUCGUUAAGGUAUUGUAUUCGAUGUUAUGUAUGAUGUAUGGCAAUUCAAUUUUAAAUGACCUAAAUGUGUUCGGUGUACGGAAUUAAUUACCAAAUUCGCAAGCUAAUUUUUUUUUCCUUUUCGGCCUAGCAAUUAUAUAAUGACUGGAGGUGGUAUAAUAUAGAUAAAUGAAAAUAUUAAAUUUAAAAAAAAAUUAAAAAAUAACUAAAGUUUCGUUCGUUGGUUUGUCUAAUAAAAUUUCUCUUUUUCUGUUUCGGAAAGUCUAAAUGUCGUUAAUAAAUAAAUUGUGAUAAUUAAAGUCAUAAUGGUGGUGAAGCCAGGUGGUGUUUUACAAUAUUUAAAACUGUUUUCCGUACUAUCGCUGCUGACCGGAUAUACAGCCCUUCCGUCGGUGAUAAAAAUUGGUGCUAUAUUUACCGAAGAUCAAAAGGAUAGUUCCACGGAAUUAGCAUUUAAGUAUGGCGUGUAUCGCAUAAACAAGGACAAGAACAUUUUGCCAAAAACCACUCUCAUCUAUGACAUUUCAUAUGUACCCAGAGACGAUUCGUUUCGAGCGACAAAGAAAGUUUGUCGACAAAUGGAGCUCGGUGUGCAUGCCAUUUUCGGACCAUCGGAUUCACAUCUCGGUUCACAUAUCCAAUCAAUUUGUAAAGCUUUGGAUGUGCCGCAUAUUGAGACGCGAUUCGACUUUGACCACGAACAGAGAGAUUUUUCCAUUAAUUUGCAUCCGUCACAGGAGCACAUUAACAAUGCAUACAGAGAUCUCAUCAUAUUUUUGAACUGGACCAAAGUAGCAAUUAUUUAUGAGGAGGACUACGCAUCGGGCCUGUUUAAACAGCAUGAGCUGAUGAAAUCAUCCUCGACGACUGAACUUUAUAUAAGACAAGCCACACCUGAAACAUACCGACAAGUACUCAAAGAAAUUCGACAAAAGGAAAUAUUCAAAAUAAUCGUCGAUACCAAUCCACAUUACAUAAAUAGAUUUCUGAGAGCUAUAUUGCAACUACAAAUGAAUGACUACCGAUACCACUUUAUGUUCACAACGUUCGAUAUCGAAACAUUUGAUUUGGAAGACUUUAAAUACAACAGUGUGAACAUUACGGCAUUUCGUUUAGUCGAUAUUGGCAGCAGACGAGUCACCGAAGUGUUGGAACAAAUUCAAAAGUUUAAUCACAACGGACAUAACAUUCUUAACAAUUACACAAUCGUUCAGACUGAACCAGCUCUAAUGUUUGACGCAGUAUAUGUGUUCGCUGCCGGUCUGACCGCUUUAGAUAGAAGUUCAACAUUAAAAUCGGUAAAUCUUUCAUGUGAACUGGAACAGCCUUGGCAUGAUGGAUUAUCGUUGUACAAUUAUUUAACGUCGACUCGCAUUUUAGGCUUAACGGGACCAAUUGAAUUCUACGAGGGAAAGCGAAGCAAUUUUAAAAUGGAUUUGCUGAAAUUGAAACGAGAAGAGAUCCAAAAAGUCGGCUAUUGGAGUCCGGUUGAUGGCAUAUCAAUAACGGAUCCGACAACAUUUUACGAAUCGAAUACAACGAACAUUACGUUAAUUGUAAUAACAAGAGAGGAAAAACCGUACGUAAUGGUGAAGGAAAAUACGAAUCUUACCGGCAACGCUCGCUACGAAGGAUUCUGUGUUGAUUUAUUGAAAGGCAUCGCAAAUCAGAUCGGUUUUCAAUAUUCCAUCAAAUUGGUGCCCGAUCACAUGUACGGCGUUUACGAUCCGAAUACGAAAACGUGGAAUGGAAUCGUUCGCGAGCUGAUGGAAAGGCGUGCCGAUUUGGCGGUUGCGUCGAUGACGAUCAAUUAUGCCAGAGAAAGUGUAAUCGACUUUACGAAGCCGUUCAUGAACUUAGGCAUCGGCAUACUGUUCAAGGUACCAACCAGUCAACCAACCCGCUUGUUUUCAUUUUUAAAUCCGUUGGCCGUUGAAAUUUGGUUAUACGUGCUAGCCGCUUAUCUAUUGGUAUCGUUUACACUGUUCGUAAUGGCUAGAUUCUCACCGUACGAAUGGAACAAUCCACUGCCAAUGCAUCCGGAUUCCGAUAUUUUGGAAAAUCAAUUUUCGGUUUCCAAUUCGUUUUGGUUCAUUACGGGCACAUUCCUUCGGCAAGGAUCUGGGUUGAAUCCAAAGAGAUACGAGAAAGUUCAGGAUCAAUACUUUUCAUUCAUGAAUCCGUUGGCGGUUGAAAUUUGGCUGUACAUAGCAGUGGCAUACAUUUUAGUAUCGAUAACAAUGUGGAUUGUUGCACGAUUUUCACCAUUUGAAUGGCAAAUUAGAAACGAAUCCGAAGAGAACUGGAUGAAUACACGAAAUGGCCAUCAAGCGGCGAAUUUAGAUUAUUCCCCGUUGCAUCAGUGCAAUCGACAUCAUCAACACAAUUCGCGUAGUCAACAAAACGAGAUUGAUUCAAUCGAUGAUGCCAUUGCUGACGAAUCCGAUCGGUUAAGUGAUGGCAAUAAAAUGUCGCGAAAAUUACAGCAAGAUAGUGUGGACUCAACGAAUGGGUCCACCGGAUGUGAUGAUGGAAAUAUGAAUUAUCCGGAUCUCUUUUCCGGUACCAUGAAUCCUCAACGACAGAAUGUGGAUGAACACGAACAUGACAUACACGAAUUGGUUGAGAAUGAACUGCAAUCGAUUGAGAAUGAUUUUACGCUGAGGAACAGUUUCUGGUUUGCCAUUGGAACAUUAAUGCAACAAGGAUCGGAUCUAAAUCCAAAGGCUACAUCAACGCGAAUCGUAGGCGGAAUAUGGUGGUUCUUCACUCUAAUUAUUAUAUCUUCAUACACUGCCAAUCUAGCUGCAUUCCUAACGGUUGAACGUAUGAUAACACCGAUCGAAAACGCAGCUGAUCUGGCGGAUCAAACUGAGAUAACCUAUGGAACAUUGGAGGGAGGAUCGACGAUGACUUUUUUCCGAGACUCGAAAAUCAGCAUCUACCAGAAAAUGUGGCGCUUUAUGGACAGUAAAAGGUCGUCGGUGUUCGUGAAAACGUAUGAGGAGGGCAUCAAUCGGGUGCUGGAGGGAAACUAUGCAUUUCUGAUGGAGUCAACGAUGUUAGACUACGCCGUCCAAAGGAACUGUAAUCUAACACAAAUCGGUGGUCUGCUGGAUUCGAAAGGGUAUGGCAUAGCGACGCCAAAGGGUUCGUCGUGGCGAGACGAAAUUUCACUGGCCAUUUUGGAGUUGCAAGAGAAGGGGGUCAUUCAAAUUCUCUACGAUAAGUGGUGGAAGAACACCGGUGAUGUGUGCAAUCGAGACGACAAAAGCAAGGAAUCGAAAGCUAACGCCUUGGGAGUGGAAAACAUUGGUGGUGUGUUCGUGGUCCUGCUGUGUGGCUUAGCACUUGCGAUCUUAAUAGCCGUUCUCGAAUUCUGCUGGAAUUCCAAGAAAAAUGCCGACGUAGAUAGACAGUCGUUAUGUUCUCAAAUGGCCGAAGAAUUGGGCUAUGCAAUCCGUUGCCAAGAUUCGCGGCAGAGACCGGCGCUCAAACGAAACAAACCGAAAUGUUGUGCAAUAACAACGUAUGUGCCGGGAACGGUGAACAUGUCGUAUCUGAAUAAAGGUAUGGAGUACCAGGGAUGUAAUAUCAUACCGGCGAUAGCUGAUGACGUAAUGAACAAAUAAUGAACAAAAAUUUAAAUUUACGACUAGAGAACAUACAGACACAGACACAAAACGUGUGUAACAUUUUAUUUAUGCGAAAUAUUAGACGAAUUUCGAAACAAA
This is a messenger RNA of Bradysia coprophila, 4343 nucleotides long. RefSeq names its product glutamate receptor ionotropic, kainate 2. Gene Ontology annotation, biological process: monoatomic ion transport. Gene Ontology annotation, cellular component: membrane. Gene Ontology annotation, molecular function: ligand-gated monoatomic ion channel activity; signaling receptor activity. NCBI's taxonomy places the organism in Eukaryota, Metazoa, Arthropoda, Insecta, Diptera, Sciaridae. The record is from RefSeq and is a predicted model, not a curated record.